This is a messenger RNA of Carlito syrichta (Philippine tarsier), 481 nucleotides long. It is a transcript of the gene TMEM256, whose product is annotated as transmembrane protein 256. Lineage: Eukaryota; Metazoa; Chordata; Mammalia; Primates; Tarsiidae. The transcript is spliced from 4 exons. The record is from RefSeq and is a predicted model, not a curated record. Bases 55 to 396 code for a protein of 113 amino acids.
UGGCCUCUAGGGGCGCUCAGAUGGUGUUCGUCCGGCGCGUGACAAUCCACAGCCAUGGCAGGCCUGGGAGUCGCUUUCCGCCGCCUGGGUGCCUUGUCCGGAGCUGGGGCCUUAGGCUUGGCCUCCUACGGGGCGCACGGUGCCCAAUUCCCAGAUGCCUACGGGAAGGAGCUCUUUGACAAAGCCAACAAACACCACUUCUUACACAGUCUGGCCCUGUUAGGGGUGCCCCAUUGCAGAAAGCCCCUCUGGGCCGGGUUACUCUUAGCCUCCGGAACGACCUUAUUCUGCACCAGCUUUUACUACCAGGCUCUGAGUGGAGACCCCAGCAUCCAGACUUUGGCUCCUGUGGGAGGGAGCCUGCUACUCUUUGGCUGGCUUGCCUUGGCUCUUUGAGCUCCCGUUGGUUUAAUUACUGAGUUUUCUGGGUAAUUUUUUGAGAGAUGGAGCGGGAAGGGGAUUAAAGGGAAUGGCAAAUAAA